Molecule: messenger RNA, 1091 nt
Organism: Momordica charantia (bitter melon)
Lineage: Eukaryota; Viridiplantae; Streptophyta; Magnoliopsida; Cucurbitales; Cucurbitaceae
Product: protein DEHYDRATION-INDUCED 19
Source: RefSeq, a predicted model, not a curated record
GAUAAAACGCGGGAGUUCUUGGUCGUCUAAGAGUCAGAAAUCGUGUUCGCUAAGGAUCACGACCCCAAAAAUCCCAUUGACCUUCAAGCUCCAUAACCCCGAGCUCUUUCUUCUUCCCAUUUUUUCUCCGGAUUCUGUCCCCUGAAUCGGUUGCGUGUUGCAGUGUUUCUUCAGUCGGAGAAUGGAGAGUGAAGCUUAUAGCUAUGGUCUCUCCGAUGCUACUGUUGCUGCUUCGAGGAGCUCUCAGUUGAGAUCCCACUCGCAUUUUUACUUUGAUUAUGAGGAGGUGGAUGGCGAUGAUGUUUUGAAUGCGGAAUAUCCUUGCCCGUUUUGUCCGGACGAAUUUGAUCUAGUUGAGUUAUGUUAUCAUAUUGAUGAAGAACAUCCCGUAGAAGCGAAGUAUGGGAUAUGCCCUAUUUGUUCUCUAAGCGCGGGAGCAAGUAUGGUUGGACAUUUAACAAUGCAUCAUGGAGAUAUAUUUAAUAGUCAACAACGAUUGAAAUUCCAUAAAGACGAUUUCCCUCAAAGCCUUUCCUUUGAGAGAAAGGAGUUGCAUGACUAUCACGUAACAUCUAUUCUUUCGGGGUUUUCUUCUCUGAAUUCCACCUCCAAGAUGGCACCUGAUCCGUUGCUGUCAUUUUUAUGCAACGCACCUAUCAUCAAUGAGUCAAAAACUGCCCAGCCCAUGCCUUCGAGUAAAGAAAAUUUGGAGGAAAAAGAAUUAGAUGAUACAUUUUCAGAAAGGGAUGUCCAGUUAUCUUCUAUACCAGACACGAAACGAGAAGAGAAGACGCGGAGAUGCGACUUCGUACGGGGUUUAGUUUUCUCUGCAAUCUUAGGUGACAGUUUAUGAUAGACAGGGCAAAAGCAUAAGAGGGAUGCCAUAUCAAAAUCGUAGGAAAUAUUAUUUAUUGUUAUGAAUUAGUAUUUCAAUGUCCAUAUUACUUUGUGAGAACAUGGCGUAGGAAUUGAAGUUGUAUUAAUGUGGCUUAGUAAAUAUAAGGUUAGAAAGUGCAAUCAUUAUCAAACUCUUGUGCUGCGCCUCAGGUCCUCGUGGUUAUUCAAUCAAAGGAAAGAAAUAUUGUUAAGAA